GACAAGAGGAAAUAGUACUGUAGCAUUCGUCAAGUCAAAAUGGGCUCCAUGCCAGAACCUACGCGCUCUGGAUAUCGUCAGCUUGAUAUUGCUAUCAUAGGAUCGGGCUUGGGAGGACUUUCAGCUGCACUCGCACUGCGACGGGCAGGCCACAACGUCACUUUGUACGAGCGUUAUGACUUUGCCGGCGAAGUUGGAGCCUCUCUGUCCGUUGCCUCCAAUGGUUCAAGAUGGUUGCUGAAAUGGGGGCUGGACGUGAAGGCUGUGAAACCAGUCAUACUGCGAAACCUGAUUAUGCAUGAAUGGGAAACUGGAGCAGUGAAAAAGGAGUAUGGACUGGGAGACUACAAAGCGCGAUUUGGCUCAGAAUAUUACAACUUCCAUCGGAUAGACAUGCACCAAGUCCUCCUCCGAACCGUCCAGCAAGCAAAGGGAAUCGGUAGCCCAUGCCGCGUUCUCACCAAGCGCAAGGCCUUAGGUGUAAACGCCAAAACAGGCACUAUCAAAUUUGAAAACGGUGUUACCGUAACCCACGACGCCAUCAUCGCCGCCGACGGCAUUCGUUCCCAGACUCGUCACUCGAUCGGCAUUGAACCAAAGGUUGAGCCUUCAACCUCAUGCUGCUACCGCUGCAUUAUCAGCGCAGACAAGCUGCGAGAACUAGACCUUUCCGAAUUCAUCACCAACGACGCGAUCGAAUUUUGGGGCGGUUUCGGUAUAGACAAGAUCGUCCUCUCCGGCUGCCACAACAACGAAGUCGUAAGCUGCUAUUGCUUUUAUCCCGCUGCUCACAACGGCCUUGAUAAGGACGGGUGGAAUAUUGGUGCUACGCCCGACGAGCUCUGCGAUACUUUCCCGAAUCUCGACCCCCGCGUACGGAAGCUCUUCAAAAACGCCGAUGAUAUCAAGAUGUGGCGGCUGUAUAUUCACGAAGAGUACCCGUACUGGGUUAAGAACCGCGUCGCGCUACUCGGUGAUGCCGCGCAUCCUAUGCUACCUGAUCAGAGCCAAGGGUUCUGCAUGGCCAUCGAAGACGCAGCCGUGCUUGGGGAGCUUUUCAAGGAGGGAAAUUUUGACGGAGAUGUCGAGCAGACGCUGAGGUACUAUGAGGAGAUCCGGAAACCGAGGGCAACUAGAGUACAAUAUGCCAGUGCAAAGGCGCGGACGAAUCUAGAUGAGCGGAUUGGGUGGAGCACGGGCUUGGAGAGGCCAGGCAAGUUGACGAUCGAGGAGAUCUGUGAGUAUGAUUUGGCGGGGCAUGUGAGUAGUGUUGUUGGGAGUGGAGUAAAACAGCUUUCGGAUUGAGUGAUAAGAGGUUUCUUUUCUGUGCAGGUACUAAAUCUUUGAGCAAAAGUCAAUAUCUUUGAUUUUAGAUCUGAUACGCCGUUUAGGCCUUCUGUUUAUCGACGCGGGUUUUCUAGAUGAUCAUUUCUCUAUCAAGAAAGAAUAACAUCGGUUGCACUGACCGCAUGCUCGCGUCAGCAAAGCCAUUGUAGCACAAUCUUGUACCACAG
Messenger RNA from Mytilinidion resinicola, 1514 nucleotides. Its product is annotated as FAD/NAD(P)-binding domain-containing protein. Lineage: Eukaryota; Fungi; Ascomycota; Dothideomycetes; Mytilinidiales; Mytilinidiaceae. The record is from RefSeq and is a predicted model, not a curated record. Gene Ontology annotation, molecular function: FAD binding; monooxygenase activity. The coding region runs from base 40 to 1305 and encodes 421 amino acids. The transcript has 2 exons.